CUCUCCUUUCUCUCUUGCGAAUCAGACUUCGUUCCGAUCGCGAGUGUCUCUCAGCCGCAAAGUGUGCGUGCGCUGCACUUGUGAGUGUGCUCCGUGUGCGCGUGAGGUCGAAUCGUUCGCCGAAUCGCAAACUAGUCUGUCUGCCUAACAUCUUGGAGAAAUCGCCGUCGUACCGCACGGCCAAUUUUUAAGUAACUCGAGUCGUUCAGCUGCCAAAACAACGAGGCUUGUCGAAAUCGAUUUCGCUCGACACGUACUUUCGCGAUCAUCGAGGAAGAGGGAGAAAGAGAACGAGAGAGGAUCAGCGACGAGGGAACAUCCGACUCGUAUCUCCUCAAAACAAGAUAGAGCUGCAGGCUGACGAGAUACUAGAGAAAUAUUGACGGAGAAGCAGGCUUGGCAGACUCGUUACCGUCCUAGGAUAAAAGAGUCGUGGAUUUUAAUACGAGACACAGAAGCCGAAGGUGCGAACGGGGGAGCGCAGUCUGCGCUCUCGCGAUAAUUCGCAAAAAUUCGCGAGCCGCAGGAGGGCGAGGGGAAUGCGCGACGGAGAUAUGGAAACUACGUGAAGCGUGGAGUGUCGCCGCGUCGUGAUAAGAAUCGCGAAUCACCGAAUCGAGAUCGACGCAGAAACAGCCGAGUAGUAGCAUCGAGCGCGAACGAUUGGAGCGUUUGCUGAAGUGUUUUCGCGGUUUCCCAGGGCACCAUCGCGAGGCGAAGGGUCGCGCGAGAAGCGCGCUCUCGAUGCGCGUCCCUGCGACGCGAUUAUUCGCAAUCGUGUGACGGAUUCACGAACGAGCGUCGGGCAGACUUUGCGAAAGCGUCCCGUCGGCAGCUGCGGCGCCAUCGGCUCGGCACACGAAGGAAACGCCCGAGAUUCUUGGACACGAUUCCGCUUAAGCAGUCCACUAUAUAUAUUACGCGAAGUUAGGGGAAACCCAGAGACGGGAAACAUGGCGAAUACCAGUCGAGUUUCGCCGAUACGGAUCGAGAAACUAACGUUACAACGCGUUUCGAUCCCGGAUUAUUCAUCGGUGAGCUCCUUGGAGGAGGACUACGGGUCAACCGAGUCCGAGGAUAUGUCCACCAGCCCGGACACAUCUUACCGUUCGAGCGCGGACGCUGACAAGAGCUACGACCCCGAGGAGGACUUUCGCAAGGAGCUAGUCAAAUUCGACGAUAUUAUCGAGAAAAUCGAGAACCUGCGGUUCGCGCGCAAUAUCGACCAUGAGGACGACAAUGACGAGAACGAGGAGGAUGAGGACGCCAAUGAGAACAUCAACAAGACGUCGCGUCGCACCGCUCACAAGAACGUGGACAAUGUAGAAUAUCGGGACACCUGCGAAUUGCGAACAAAUCGCCAUGUCGACAACGAAGACAUCAACAAUAACGAAGAUCACGUGACAGUCGAGAAGAACUGUUACGAGAAGCCUCGCGACAAAGAGCAACGUCGUCCGCAGGAGGACCAAGACUCCGACGUGGAUGAGGACGAGGAGUCUGAGCAGGAGCGACAGCAGAAGCACGAGGAUGACUCCGAUGAUUCCGAUCUGGUCGAGCGUGGUCCGAUCAAGCCAGACUUCCAGUCCCUCCGAGAACAUCCUUACUCCAUGGUGAGCUGGUUGUCGCGCGCGUCCAAUGAGAACGUGGACACCGUUCACGCAGUGGAUUACGAUAAGACCGCCGAGCUGAUCCUGAGAAACAAGGACUACAGCGAGAAAAUGAAUUCCUGCCUGGACCAGCUGUCGAACUCAAGCCGAAAUCAGCUGUCGAUCGGGGCGAUAGUCGGCGGUCUGACUAUGGACUCCGGUUGGACUGGAGAGAACGCCAACGACAGUAUGUUCCGCGAACCCGGCAGCGACACCGCACCACUUCCCUCCAUAGUCGUCAAUGACCCAGGCGAGGAGUCCUUGAUGGACAUCCUGUCGCGCGGCGGUUUUCAAGCCGCGGUGCUCUCGGACGCCGGUAGUCACUCAAUUCCGUCGCCGGGAGCGAAAACUUGGUCGGAUUCGCCAGCGAGCAGCUACAACUACGUCGUCUCGAGGUCGAACAGUCGCGCGUCGAGUCGCGCGCAAUCACCUGGCUCUGGCGCGAACCUGGAGUCACCGCAGAUGCACGUCAAUGUGAUCGACAGUCCGCUCGGUUCACCGCAGGUUGCGUCGACUUAUCGAGUACCGCAGGCGUUGUCUUCCUCGUCCUCAUCCAAUCAGUCCUAUGGCGACGCGUCCAGCCCGUCCAACUACCAGACACCCUUGAACUAUCAGAUCGAGGAACACCUCGGCGACCGCUUCGACGUUCUGUCCGGGUGGAAGGAGACUUACGACUCCUCGGGAACGAUCGUCAACAGUAGCGACACCAUCGACUGCGCGUUACUUCAGCUGGUGGAGCAGGUAAUUGAGGAGGACAAGCAACGGAAGACGCUAAAGGAGCCGCAGAUCGCCUCGAGCGCGCCUUAUUUUCCAUCAACAUACAGCAAUCAAUGCAUACCUGCACGUACCUUACAAAGCAAUUCCGCGGAGUGUACCUCGAGCAACCUCGCGCUAAGCAACAAGCCGGAGAAUUGCGGCCUGAGCAUGCCCAACACGAACCCCAUGGUCCGCAGCUUGAUGGACGGCAGUCUCGUGUCUGUCUACACGACGAAAGAAGGUACCGGUGGUUGCACCUUCGUGAAUCGCGCGGUUAACGGUCACACGACCAUCCAGGAGCAAAGGUAUUAUGAGCCCGGCGUGAAGAGCGCCCAGGUCGACGUGUCGCAGCACAAUACCUUGUGCAACAUCGGCGGCUUAAUCGGGCCCGAGAGGUCCGUGAGGAACCCUGAGAAUCAGAACUUGGAGAGAAGAUACAACCAGCCGUCGGCGAUGUACGUGCCUAACGAUUACCAGAUACCGACGAUGGUUUCUUCGUUCGUGCCUCCGAACCGCCCACAAAGAAAGUCUAAUCGAGGCAUAAUGCCAUGGCCUUCGCUAAAUUUACCAUCCGUGAGAGCGAGCGAGAGGCUGAAGGAAGGAUUACAUCCUAAGGAAGUGGAAAGAGCCAUGAGUAAUCUCUUGAAGAAGUCCAUAGAGGAACUGGCAUCCGUGGACGAGGAUGGCGAUACGGCACUGAUGCGUCUGGUGGGCAAUCCGGACGAGCUAGCGAAGAAGAAGGCCUAUCUGGCGCCGUUGGUCGAAAGAUUGGGCAACAUGCCGGGCGCGCUGUCAAUGGUGAACAAUCGCGGCGAGGACGCUCUAUACUUGGCCGCGAUAAAUUGUCCGGAAAUGUCGUACGUCACCGGAUACCUGGCCGCAGCAAUGGUGCAGAAGCGGAUCGAUAUCACCCAGAGAUUGUAUCACAUACGCGGCGACACGCUGAUACACUCGAUUGCGGCACGUGGCGACUCUCACGGGGAGGUCUUGGCGGAGCUGUUGGCAUUGAGGACAUUAGAAGGGAGUCCCGUGUUUGAUCUGUCCAGGUGCAAUUACGACGGUAGGACCGCGCUUCACGUGGCGGUCGAAACGCACGAUCCUAUCGGACGAGAUGUCAAAUGCUUGGCCACGACGCGACUGCUUCUGGAGAACGGCGCGAGCGCCAGGGUCAAGGAGAACAGGUGUGGCGACACCGCCUUACACAUGGCAGCCUCGUUGAGCUGUGAUCCCGCGCUCGUCAAGGUGUUGCUGUGCCAAGCCACUCCGGACAUCGUGAACGAGACCAACUACAUGUACAACACGCCGCUGCACAUGGCCGCGGCGGUUUCGAAUACCGUGAGCUUGGAGAGACAGAAGGAGGUCUGCUUGCUCUUAAUACAAGCCGGAGGUCACACGAACAUACAGAACCGGCAGGGUAAAACGCCCUUGGCUCUUGUCUCAGCCGACAGGAAGGAAGUCAUCAAAAAGGUGUUCUACAAGAAAUCAUGAUAACGACGAGAAGAGCGCAGGAACGAGCUCGGCGACGACUGUCGCGUCGCGGGUUGUCGCAUGUAAGACUGAUCUCCACGAAAGUAGUUUAUGUAACUUUAGUAAUACCGGAAAAAGUGCAAUUAGCGAGAGUAUUCGGGAGCACACCACGUGAAUUGGACUCCUCGUCGCUUCGUCUCGCGAACGUAUGUACGGGGCAUGUAUGUUCAUCAGAAGCGAACUUCCGAGACUGCGAGAGAGCAAGCACCGAUACGAUACAAUUGUUAAUCGCGCGAAAAUAUAGGGGAAAUUGUUAUUGUAACAACAUAUGUAGCUGUAUAUCGCUCAAGUUGUGAACCAGCAAGGAAAAUCGCGCGCUUCUUAGGCCAGGAGUACAUAGGAAAACUCAAGCAGUAAAAUUUAAGCAGUAAACAAAUUAACUAAUCGCAACCGGUUAUUCUAUUCACGGUCUAUGAAUAAACGAUUACGAUUGGUCAAUUUCCUUACUGCUUUAUGAUUUUCUGUGUGCUCUAGGACUUCAGAUCUAUAUUAACUUAACAUGUUCGCUAACAACAUCAUAUGUAUGUAACGCAAUGAUCUCUCAUUAGAGACAAAUGUUACAUAUGUGUGACUAGUAUCUUCAGAAGAUAGAGUCUGACCAUUCUUCGAAUCUUUUUCCAUUGAUUUAGUUUGCAGGUCUCAAAAUAGCAGAAUCACAGUAGUCUAUCAUAUUGUGAGAGGUUACAAACUAACUCACUCACAGACUUCACUCCAUGGAAAAAGAUAUAAUUUUUAACAUUUUUAUUUUACGUUUAACAAAUUUUUAUUGAUUAUAUAUUAACCUUUAUCAUGGCGUUCGUGAUAAUAAGUGAUAAAAACUUCAAACAUCAAAUUUACAUUUAUUUUACAAAUUAACAUUUAUUUUAAUGAUGAUACAAAAUGAUGAAAAAAGUAACUUGGAGCAUGUUUUAUUUGAUAUUCGCAAUAUACUUUGCUGACAGCAGUUAUCAUCACCAUAUAAAUAUAAAAACGUCAUUUUGAGGGGCAACACUGGCCAGACUCUAUCUUUUAUGUAUGGGUGCGAUACAUUAGACGCUGCAAAAACUUUGAAGCCUUUAAAGAAAAACUAUAAUUGGUCCACAUGGCGUUUUAAAACAUUUGUAGUUCUUAAUAAAUCGCACUCUAUGUGUGAUAACAAAAUAUUCUUUAUAGCCAGGUUAUCAAAUCAAAUCUAUUUUAUACAAUUAUAUAAAAAAAAGAAGGAAAGUGCGAGAAGAGAGAUCUGUGGGAAAAGUCAUCUAAAUAAGCCGUGGUAGCGAAUGUGUUAAUAACAAUUAAUAUUGUUGUCGUCACUCAAAACAAAGUCUUAUAUAAGAUGCUCGAAUUUGAAUUUAAAGUUGGAUGUGAGUCUUUUCCAAUUGUAUCGCAAUUACAAGUAUAAUGUCAUGAGACAGUUUCGUAUUUGUAACGUCCGUUUAAUGUGAGACACGACCAUAUAGCCCUAAGGACUAACAAUCGACGCUUUUUUACGAAAGAAGAGAAAAAUAUCGUGCAUAUUAAAUAACAUAACGUUUCCUCUACUCCAGGAUGAAGUUUUGUUGUUCCAAUUUCGAUUUAGCGAGAUGUUCGAAAUUGAACAACAUAUUUUUUCGCCACGCUCGGCACUAAAUAUAUGACGUUUCGAGGUUUCAUGGCAUCGAUAUAUUGUUAUGUGUUUUGAAUGUUGUAUAAUUAAGUCACGGUAAAUACUGUUGUUAUUUCUAAUCUGUCACAUAAUGUAACAAUUGCUACCUGCGUACUUUAAUUUUUGAACCUUCCGUGGCCAAGUAGGAUAUAGUUUCUAAUAAUACCCCAAGCGCGCCGUGAGAGUGCUUUUUUAAAUGUAGGAUUGGUCGUACUCGAUAUCCCCACUCGGUGAGGUAUUUUUUUUUUAUAAGUUUAAUAACAUGGAUUGGAAUAUUACAGCUUAACUCCGUUAGAUGUAAUGCAAAGUUGUUUAUUUAACGCAAACGCGCACGGAAGGUUCGAUUCGUAACACUUAGCAAGACGGGGCAGUUUUUUUCUAACAUAUCUAGCACUACUCUGGCAAUGUCUUUCUCUGAUUAACGUGUACAUAUACUUUCAGUUAAUACUUUUUAUAAGGUGAUAAUGUUCAAACGUAUAUUAAUUUUAGUGCAUCGGACGGUCAUAUAUGUAUAACGCGAAUCGCGUAUCAAAACGACCUAUUCCGCGAAACGAUUGCGGGUCUCCCUAACUACUCGCUCGGCAAAAUUCAAUAAUGAAGGAGGAAUUAACCGAUUACAAAAUAUGUCAAAGAUCAAGAUUAUUGCAGAUGGGCCUCCUUUCCGGCGGUUUUAUCGAAAUUAAGAUGUCUGUUAAAAGGUUUGUGCCGCUGCUUCUUUUUUCUUUUUUUCUGUUUUCUUUUCGCGUUGUUCGCAUUAUUCGCGAUUUACUUGGAAACGGAGAACGAAGAAGCGGAAUGCUAAGUGGACGAUUGCAAGAUCGUUUCGCGGAACGUGAACCGGUUAUAAAUAUUGUUACGGCACGAGGGAAUAAAUUGCCAGGCGCCAAGCCUUGCGCCAAGUGUAGACACGUAUACCUGGCUGUUCCGCGAACUGAAAGGCUAGUGCCAUAAGUCACCUACACGAGGUGCACGAUAAUAAUAUGAACAAUGGAUAUGGAAAGCUCGCUCGUGUGUCGCGGAGAACGAAGCGUGCGUGCGUGAGUGAGCAAGUUUGCGUCGAGCGUACGUUGAGCACGCUGGGAGUGUGCCGCAUUAACAUAUAUGUAAAUCGCAAAAUACAUUUUUAUACACGA
Odontomachus brunneus is the source of this 6686-nucleotide messenger RNA. RefSeq lists its product as uncharacterized. Lineage: Eukaryota; Metazoa; Arthropoda; Insecta; Hymenoptera; Formicidae. The coding region runs from base 954 to 3890 and encodes 978 amino acids. Gene Ontology annotation, cellular component: nucleus. Gene Ontology annotation, biological process: regulation of gene expression. The transcript has 9 exons. The record is from RefSeq and is a predicted model, not a curated record. Gene Ontology annotation, molecular function: protein binding.